Messenger RNA from Vespa mandarinia (Asian giant hornet), 1552 nucleotides. RefSeq lists its product as uncharacterized. NCBI's taxonomy places the organism in Eukaryota, Metazoa, Arthropoda, Insecta, Hymenoptera, Vespidae. The record is from RefSeq and is a predicted model, not a curated record.
GUCGAAACGAAGGAAGCGCCGCUCGCCGCCGUCGCCGCGACGUCGAGCGACGAGUGUGCGGCCUUUUAGUUCGCGUUCGUACGUCGCCAGUGCCGACGAGAUUAAAUAAUACCUCGUGGAGGAAAACGUCACCAUGGACACCUGCUCUUCUGCCCCUUCCUCGUUUGAGACAUAAUUCUACACGACGUAAGGUUCGCUAAUCUGUACUCCGUCUACCAGUACGUUUUUUCGCUGACGACGAAUAAAAAAAAAAGGGAAAAGAAAAGAAAAGAUAAGAAAAGGAAAGAAAAACACGUACAUGUAUAAAAGAAGUUACUAAUCUUUAAUAAUAAUAAUAAUAAUAAUAAUAAAAAAGAAAAACAAAAGAAGGAAAAGAAAAAGAAGAAGAAGAAGAAGAAGAAGAAGAAGAAAACAAAGACAAACGAAGAAGAAAUAGCACGGAAAAGAAGAGGAAGCAUAGAUCUCGUACGAAGGAAAGAUUACAAAAAGAAAAAAAAAAAAAAAGAAAAGUAAAGGAGAAGAGGUGUUCCUAGUAUAAAUAAAUAAAUAAACGAUAAAACAAGGCAAGAGAAAAAAAAUUGAAACAAGAGAAAAAGAAAAUGAAAAAAGACAAAGCAUGAAGACGUGGUACGUGAAAGUCCGCAGUAAGUGAGUCGUGUGUGUGUAUAUAUUCGGUUUUGGGGGGUUGGGGUGGAGUUGGCAGGUGGAGGGGAGUUGGUUGGGGAGGGGGGGGCGUAGGAGACAGGUGUAUUUCGGAGAGUCGGGCUCAAGUGCCCGAUCAGUAGUUGUGUGAUGGUCUCAGGGUGGUGCCCGUGCGUGCCAUUAGGGCGCCGGGAAUCACCGGCCCAACAACAACAACAACAACAACAACAACAACAACAACAACCGCCAUCAUCAUCAUCAUCAAGAGGGGGAUUCACCAACGACGGUGCACCAUUCACCGUCAGCGCCGCGACGGACCGAGCAGAAAUGGUCCAAAUGUUCUAUUAUGAGAAUCGUGGCAAGUGUUGUAAGAAACUUCUAAGAUACAACGGCUAUCCGAAUAAGGUCCUAUUGUUUCCAGAGGAAGGUUGGGCAAGGAGUGCUAGCAGUUCCUAUUGGACAUUAACGCCAUUCUGGUGGAGUCGUAGCCGGUGUAAGGUCGUCGAAGUUGCCGGAACGAGAAGGUAUAGUACUCAGGCAAAAAUGGUGGAUACGGGAACGGGGACGCUUUAUAUCAUCGGCUCGUUCAAAAGAAUGACGACGGAUCCCGAUUUUAAGUUGUACCUGACGUCGAACGUGUCAUCGAGCGACUUUAACAUGGGCUACAGCAUGACGGGUACGUUGGAACGUGGCUGCAAGAAGACUAAUUCCUUCCAGAUGACCCAUUUUGCAGUGAUCCGUCGACGGGACUACGAAAAGGCCUAUGAAGAUCCAAAUCCCACCUAGUGUCCGUCCACACCCACACUAUCGGAGUGUGGGGAUUGCGAACACUAUACGUAGGAGUUGCCAAUCAGAUCAAUCCAUCAGAAUAUUUACAGGAUGAACCUUAUAACGUUAAUAUAUAUUUUAU